AUGCUUUUUGGGCAAGGUGACAUGGGGGAGGCUCGUGCCUUUAAAGACAUUCUCAAUUCCUACAUGAUGGCCUUGGGUCAAGAGGGCAACCCUGAGCAAGCUGGGAUAGGAUACGUUUUUCAUAACUGGGAAGGGAAGGAAGUAGCAUCCCUUGCCUCUCUGGUUGGCAUCAACACAAACAACUGGGCGGAAUUGUUGGCCUUCGUGGAAGGCUUGCUUUUAUGUAGGAAACUUGAAGCUAAAUGCUUAGAUAUUGAGGGAGAUUCGGCUAUAGUUGUCAAUGCUCUAAGAAAAGGAAGCAUGCCCAAUUGGAAACUUAAUACCUUUCUAUCAAAGGCUAUGGACCUAUGCAAGGGUUUUGAGAGGUUUACAGUUAAUCACAUCUAUAGGGAAGGUAAUAAAAGAGUAGAUGAGCUAGCGAACUUGGGGGCUGAUGGCAUCAAGCUCCUGUCUAUGCCAACCUAA
This is a messenger RNA of Cryptomeria japonica (Japanese cedar), 465 nucleotides long. RefSeq lists its product as uncharacterized. The record is from RefSeq and is a predicted model, not a curated record. The transcript is spliced from 2 exons. The coding region runs from base 1 to 465 and encodes 154 amino acids. Gene Ontology annotation, molecular function: nucleic acid binding; RNA-DNA hybrid ribonuclease activity. Lineage: Eukaryota; Viridiplantae; Streptophyta; Pinopsida; Cupressales; Cupressaceae.